Letharia columbiana is the source of this 1527-nucleotide messenger RNA. RefSeq lists its product as uncharacterized. The transcript has 11 exons. NCBI's taxonomy places the organism in Eukaryota, Fungi, Ascomycota, Lecanoromycetes, Lecanorales, Parmeliaceae. Bases 1 to 1527 code for a protein of 508 amino acids. Gene Ontology annotation, cellular component: membrane. The record is from RefSeq and is a predicted model, not a curated record. Gene Ontology annotation, molecular function: transmembrane transporter activity. Gene Ontology annotation, biological process: transmembrane transport.
AUGCAUCUUAAUGAAGAUCAAGACCGGCGAGAGCCUUGCGACAAGGCAGACUUGGUAAUUCAAGAAAAUGUUCAGCGAAAAUGGCAGAGCUAUCUAUGGGAUACACUUGACAAAUCACCAGAGGAACGCACUUUCCUCUUCAAGCUUGACUUCGCCUUACUCACUUUUGCCUCCUUGGGCUAUUUCAUUAAGUAUCUGGACCAGGCUAAUAUCAAUAAUGCUUUCGUGUCCGGAAUGAAAGAGCAGCUGGGGUUGUAUGGCAACGAGUUGAACUAUAUGCAAUCGUGUUGGACUGCUGGUUAUGUGAUCGGGCAGAUACCCAGUAACAUACUUUUGACGCGAAUUCGUCCAUCUAUAUGGAUACCCUCAAUGGAGGUCGCCUGGACCGUGCUUACGUUCUGUUUGUGCCGUUGCACGAAUGCACGUCAAAUAUACGCUGUUCGAUUCUUCGUUGGGCUUGCCGAAAGUUCCUUCUAUCCUGGCAUGCAGUAUGUCAUUGGUUCAUGGUAUAGGAAAGACGAGCUGGCGAAACGGUCUUGCAUUUUCCAUGUCAGCAGUGCGAUUGCCACCAUGUGCUCUGGCUACUUGAUGGCGGCUGUAUACCAUUUGGGAGGAAGAGGCGGCUUCGCUGGAUGGCAGUGGCUAUUCAUGGUUGAUGGAAUCAUCUCCCUACCAAUUGCCUUGGCCGGGUUUCUCUUCAUCCCAGACGUGCCCGAGACCUCUCGCGCUUUCUACUUGAGUAAAAAUGAUCGAGCAUUUGCCAAGAAGAGAAUGCAGCUCGAAGGUCGUAAGCCGCGAGCACCGUACACCAAGGCGAAGAUACGGAAAAUAUUGACAUCCUGGCAUAUAUACGCACUCACGGCGCUUUACGUCUUUUUCAAUAAUGGUGGUGCAGGCGCUGUGCCUGUGUUUGCCCAAUUUCUCAAGGAUUCAAAGCACCCCAAAUAUUCCAUUGCUCAGAUAAACGACUACCCAACGACGACGUAUGCUGUCCAAAUCAUCACGACACUUUUGUACGCUUGGACCUCAGAUUCCAUACUUAGUGGAGAUAGGCUACCGCCUAUUGUAUUUGGAGGAGCCGUCAACAUCAUCUGCUACAUAUCUCUCGCAAUCUGGGCUAUUCCAGAGGGUUGGCGAUGGACAUGCUACAUUCUGUCAGGUGCAGGCUUUGGCUUAUCCGGUCUCUGCAUGGCUUGGGCCCAUGAGAUUUGUGCUGAUGACAACGAAGAGCGAGCCAUCGUCGUGGCUAGUAUGAACGAAAUGGCUUAUGUUCUCCAAGCGUGGCUUCCACUGCUUGUGUGGCAGCAAAUUGAUGCACCGCAGUAUCGAAAGGGUUUUAUCACCGUUACUGUCCUUUCCGCAUCCUUGAUAGUAACUGGGUUUAUCACGAAAGCACUGCACAAGAAUCAGAUACGAAGGCAAAGCUACAACGUGCAGGCACGAGACCAACAAGUGGAUGGCGAGACCGUGAGAUCGUCUGGCGAAGACGUAAUGUCUGAGCAUGUGCAGAUGGCUGCUAAAGAAUAA